This is a messenger RNA of Vicia villosa (hairy vetch), 1527 nucleotides long. RefSeq names its product anthocyanin 5-aromatic acyltransferase-like. The record is from RefSeq and is a predicted model, not a curated record. The coding region runs from base 76 to 1461 and encodes 461 amino acids. NCBI's taxonomy places the organism in Eukaryota, Viridiplantae, Streptophyta, Magnoliopsida, Fabales, Fabaceae. The transcript has a single exon.
UACAUAUCUCUUCACAUCUAUAAGAACAUCACAUUAUAAAAUUAUCUCACACUUUCUUAGUUCCUCUUACAAAACAUGUCCACCACAACCACACCUUUCACAUUGAAUGUUCUUGAUCAUUGCAAAAUCACACCCCCACUCAAUACAACUCCAAAAACAUCUUCCCUCCCACUAACAUUCUUUGACAUUCCUUGGCUUCUCUUUUCUCCAAGCCAACCUCUAUUUUUCUAUGACUUCCCCCACUCAAUUUCACAUUUCACAACCACCAUUGUCCCAAAACUUAAACAAUCUCUUUCUCUUACACUUCAACAUUACUUCCCAUUUUCCGGUACAUUUGUUCCCUUGCCCGGUCUAACCGAUCCCCAACUCAAAUUCACUCAUGACAACUCCAUUUCAUUCGUAGUCGCUGAAUCAAAUAGCGACUUCGAACACUUAUGCUCUUAUCAUGUAAGAGAUGUCAACAAAUUUCACUCUUUAGUCCCAAAAUUGCAAGAAAUCUUUUCAUUUGAACACAAAGAGUUCCCUUUGUUAGCUAUUCAAAUCACAUCAUUCCCAAAUUAUGGCUUUUCCAUUGGCCUAGCUUUUCAUCAUGUUAUUGCUGAUGGAAGAACCUUCCACAAUUUCAUCAAAACAUGGUCCUCAUAUUGUUCUUCAACUACAUUUGAACCCUCACCAUCAAUAAAGUCACUACCCUUUUACGACCGAGACGUGAUCAUCGACGAAAAAGACCUUCGCGGAGUUUUCUUAAAAGAUUUAAGAAAAAGAAAUGUCAUAGAUAGUUGUAGAGCAAUAAAAAUGGAUUUCUCAAAUAUGACUAGAGCUACAUUCUCAAUGAGUACAAGUGAAAUGGAGAAAGUAAAAAAAAAAAUUCUUGAAUCAUGCAAAGAAAAGAAAACAUCUCUUCCUUUGCAUUUAUCUCCUUAUGUGUUAACUAGUGCUUUUUUUUGGGUUUGUUUGGUUAAAACCCAACAAGAGUUUGUUAAUGAAGAUGUUACACACUUUGGAUUCAUUGCUGGUGGAAUAACAAGGUUAGAAUAUGAAGUACCAAAGAAUUAUUUUGGCAAUUGUGUUGGAUUUGGAAAGGUAUCAUUGAGAAGAAAGGAUUUACUAGGAGAAGAUGGAAUUGUUAUUGCGGCUAAAGAAAUUGGAAGCACAAUUAAGAAACUUGAUGCAUCAAUUUUAGGGGAAGGUGAAAAGUGGAUUUUGGAUUGGGAAAUGUUACAUGGGUCAGAGGAACAUGUUCAUGUUACAUGGUCUCCAAAAUUGAAACUUUAUGAAUUGAAUUUUGGGUGGGGAAGGCCUAAGAAAAUUGAAGAGAUUUCAAUUGAUUUUACAAGAGGUGUUUCUUUUGUUGAGAGUAGAGAUUUUGAGGGUGGGAUUGAGAUAGGGUUAGCUUUGCCAAAGAGUGAAAUGGAUGUUUUCACUUUUUUGUUUAAUAAAGGACUUGAGGAUCUAGCAUGAUUAUGUGGUUUCACUUUUGUUUCUCAACGUGUAGUUUUUGCAUGUUUUUAUGUGUAACUUUUUAUA